Molecule: messenger RNA, 1825 nt
Organism: Exserohilum turcica Et28A
Lineage: Eukaryota; Fungi; Ascomycota; Dothideomycetes; Pleosporales; Pleosporaceae
Exons: 2
Coding region: 207-1466 (419 amino acids)
Biological process (GO): sterol biosynthetic process
Cellular component (GO): endoplasmic reticulum
Source: RefSeq, a predicted model, not a curated record
CCCCAACACAGCAACAAUCGGACCAAAGCGCACAUCGGUUCUGCGGCGCUUAGAUUGUGUCUUGUCCUUCAUUUCACUCACUUUACAGUCUAUUGUUUGAUUUUUAUUGUGCAUUCCACAGCAUAGCCUGCAAGCCUCCACCUUCCUCUCUCCCUCCCCCCAGACUUGCGAAACCCUGAUCGGGUUGGCACCGAGCCCAAACGGCAAUGGCAGGAGACCCUUCUUCUAACUCGCACGCAACACAACCCCCGUUGCACAUCUACCGUCCCAUUCCACGCCGCAACUUUGGCCCAUACAACGACUCGGCAGACUCGCCCACACACGACUAUGCGCAAUCGACGCCUCCCAGCGCCAUCGAGAACCGCCGCCCGUCCGACUUCCUCGCGCAGCUGAACGCGCGUCUGCUCAGGACAUACAACUCGCGCAACGAUGACUCAGAAGAGCACGACCACGAUCUGCCGCCGCGCAACAAGAGCCUCUUGAAUCUCAACAGCAGCACCCUGUCUGGCAUCUACGAUGCGACAAGCGCCGGAGAGCAGAGCGUAGUGGAAACGCCCUGGGGGACAGGCGCGGAGACACCACGACACCCAGCCGUGGGCAGCGACGACCAGGAGCCAAGUGUGCGCAGUUCAGACGGCGGGCUGAGCAUGAAGAAACUCGCUGGCAAGGGGGCAGCCAUGGAAAAGGUGCCUGGGAGGAAAAGGAGUCAUUCCAUCAGGCAGCCGCGACAGGGCAUGUGGAAGUACGCCGUGCUCGUUGGCAAACUCGUGUCGCUCUUUGUCUUUGGCGUCAUCUACGGCGUCAUCGUCUCGCAUCUCCACGAGACACGCCAGUUUCCCAGGGUCCACGUUGUCGAGAGCAUGCACCGCAACGGCCAUGUGUACUUUGCGAUCUGGGGCUUGUUCGGCGUCGCGCUCGGCAGCCUGCUACCAUACGUUGAUCUCCUGUGGGACUCGCAGCGAGGCGCCAGCGAGGCAGGAGACAACAAAGAGGCCGAGACGCCCGAUUCCCCUCUCAGCGAGCAGAUCAACGAGGUUGUGCGGAGCGUGGCUGCUUUUGUCGGCAUUGCAUUUGCCAUUCGUCGCCUCCCGUGGCAGUCUACGCUCCAGCUUACCCUCACGCUCGCCCUAGUCAACCCCGCCCUCUGGUACAUACUCGACCGCUCCAAGCCGGGUCUCUCCGUCUCGCUGACGGUAACCUCGGUCCUUACCUCGUUCAUCUUUCUCUCCAAUACCACCGUCCUGCCGUCGCCGAGUCUACCCCUCACCACAAAUGCCACGCAGCUGCCUUCUGUGCCUAGCACAACAGCGCAUGCAGCACAACAACAACUCUUUGUCGGCAUGGUCACCUACGACAGUCUAGCCGUCGUAACUUGGGUUGGCAGUGUCUUGUUCUGCAGUUGCGUUUGCUUCGGAAGUAUAGGGAGAAGAUUGGCAGUCCUUGAAGAAAGCAGUUGGAAAAGAUAACCACGACAUUCUGAGUUGUACUUGUGAUAUGAUGUAAGAAAAAAGUUGUUUCUUUAUGGUAGCAUCGUGUGCUUGGGUCGUGGCGUAACUACGUAGGGCAUUUUUCUGCUCUCUUUUCUUCAAGCCACAAACACACACACACACACACUCUCUCUCUCUCUCUUUUUCUCCAAUAUGGAUUAUUUCAACCUGGGAAUACGCUUUGUCGUUCCCCGGCCCCGCGCUGUUUGCAAAAAGUCUAUUCUAAAUCUGUUGAGCCAUGACGUGUGCUGCUCACCUCAUCACUUUAGAUAUGCGGAUAAGCAACCCCUUCCCUUACUAAACUCUAAAUAUUGCUUACAGAUGAAUGAAUACUUGCA